UCAAUUGUCAUGUCAAGAUAUUUUUGUAGACAUAACCUAACUUAACAUAACCCUAAGAAAAAAUAUACUUUUAAGCAAAAUAACAAUUAAGCUAAUCAGAAAAAUGCAGCGGGACAGACGUGCGAAUGCGGGCAACCGCAUGGCGAAACUUCUCGACGAAGAGGAAGAAUGCCAGGACGAAUUUUACAAGCAAAACUACGGUGGUUUUGAGGAGACGGAAUCAGACAAUGAAUACGAAGCCGAAGAGGAAGGGGACGAUAUAGUGGACUCGGAUUUCAGUAUCGAUGAGAACGAUGAGCCGGUUUCUGACAACGAAGGGGAAGGCGAGCAGAAAAAGAAAAGGAGGCUCAUUACAAAAGCAUAUAAGGAACCAGUCCCGACUCAGAAAAAGGAGAAGCAAAAACCAAAAAUCAUAAAGAUUACACCAAAACCUAGAACUAGUUUACAACAUGCGAUUCAUGAAACUUAUGAAAGGAAAUCAAUCAGGAAGUCAACAGCUGCGAAAUCAGCGGCGACUGCCCAGAGGAUAAAAGUGAGGGAUUUGGAGCAGAGGAAAAAAGUGAAGAAACCCAAGGAGGAAGAAUGGGUGCCUACUCAGGAAGAACUACUGGAGGAAGCCAAAAUAACAGAACUGGAAAAUAUUAAGUCACUAGAGAAAUACCAAAAAAUGGAAAGCGAGAAGAAGACAAAGAGGCCGAUAAAGAAAGUGUUUUCUGGUCCUACGAUUCAGUAUAGAUCAACCAGGAUGCCAGUAAUAGAAGAAAUUGACAAUAGUGAAAAUGGCGUUAAAAAGGAAAACAUCAAACCGUCGAAAGAAUAUCACGAACGAACGUUUAUAACAAUACUAAAUGAUCCUAAUAACAUAAUUUACAAAAAGAUAUUCAACGUUAAACCUCCCCCUGUCCCACCGAAGAAAUUGAAAUGUGUUGUUACCGGUUUACCUGCAAAAUAUGUCGACCCGGUGACUUGCGUCCCAUACCACAACAGCUCGUGCCUGAAGAUCGUGCGGAUGGCAUACUACGACUACCUCGAGAAUAACGGCGAUCGUAACAACGGCAUAGUGGCGGAUUUCCUCAGGUGGUACUCGAAGAACAAACGAAGGCUGAGGAGUGAGAUGUUGAUGUCGGAGCAAAAGGUUCUGUUUCAGUAAGGGAUUGGGCGAGUAUUAUGAAAGUGGAAUUGUAUUUAAUUUUUUUUUAAAUAAAUAUUCAUUUAUAUAAUAGUUUUUAA
Messenger RNA from Anoplophora glabripennis (Asian longhorned beetle), 1230 nucleotides. It is a transcript of the gene YL-1, whose product is annotated as vacuolar protein sorting-associated protein 72 homolog. The transcript has 7 exons. NCBI's taxonomy places the organism in Eukaryota, Metazoa, Arthropoda, Insecta, Coleoptera, Cerambycidae. Gene Ontology annotation, biological process: regulation of DNA-templated transcription; chromatin remodeling. The record is from RefSeq and is a predicted model, not a curated record. Gene Ontology annotation, cellular component: nucleus. The coding region runs from base 104 to 1150 and encodes 348 amino acids. Gene Ontology annotation, molecular function: ATP-dependent H2AZ histone chaperone activity.